Pichia membranifaciens NRRL Y-2026 is the source of this 1080-nucleotide messenger RNA. RefSeq lists its product as hypothetical. Lineage: Eukaryota; Fungi; Ascomycota; Pichiomycetes; Pichiales; Pichiaceae. The coding region runs from base 1 to 1080 and encodes 359 amino acids. The transcript has a single exon. The record is from RefSeq and is a predicted model, not a curated record. Gene Ontology annotation, molecular function: hydrolase activity.
AUGUCCAUUUUCGAAACAAAGCUCAACGACGACUACAGCUGGCCAGAGCCCUUUGCGGCGCUCCCGCUGGCGCUCGACGCGUCCAUGGUGGACAAGCUCGACCCGGAGUACGUGGCCUUCUUCCGCGAGGUGCUGUGCGAGAGACCGGACAUCCUCGAGACCCACAAGUACCCCGUGGCGCACACCAAGGCCGGCGGCAACGUCAUCCCGGGCCAGGCGCCGGCCCUCGCUGUGGCCGACACCUACGACAUUGCCAUUCCGCGCAAGCACACGCAGCCCGACGCCGGCAGCAUCCCCGCCCGCGUCUUUGUCCCGCACGGCGAGCCCCCGGCCGCCGGCUGGCCCUGCACCAUCUGGUACCACGGCGGCGGCUGGGUGCUCGGCAGCAUCGACACGGAGAACUCCUACUGCACGCAUCUGGCUGAUCGGGCCCAGUGCGUCGUCAUCCCCGUGGAUUACCGGCUGGCCCCGGAGUUCCCGUUCCCGGCGUGCGUGCACGACUCCUUCGAGGCGUUGCUCUACGUGAUGGAGAACGCCAGCGCCCUGGGCAUCGACAACACCCGUGUGUGUCUGGGCGGCUCAUCUGCCGGAGGCAACCUGACCGCGGUCAUGUGUCACCGCUACGCUGCGUCGCCGCUCGCCCGCGGGCUUCCGCCCAUCCGGUUCCAGCUGAUGGUCGUCCCCGUCACAGACAACUCCGCCACAGGCGAGACCCAGCCCUCGUGGGCGGAAAACGCGCUCACCCCGCAGUUGCCUGCCGCCAAGAUGGUGUGGUACCGCAAGAUCUAUCUCCCGGACGCCGGCGCCACGCUCACCGACCCGGAGUCCAGCCCGCUCUUCUACCCGGACGAAAGCUUCCGCCACGUUCCGCCGGCGUUCAUUGCCGCCGCAGAGUGUGACGUGCUCCGCUCCGAGGCCGAGGCCUACGACGCCAAGCUUCGGGCCAACGGCGUCCCCAGCACCCUGCACGUCUACAAGGGCGUCCCGCACACGGCGAUGGUCAUGAACGCCCGGCUCACGCAGGGCGCCAACCUCGUCCGCGACACCACUGCUGCUGUCCGAGCCGCCCUCCACGCGUAG